AUGCUGCGUCUCAUCCCCAUCCUCUCAACACUGGCCACCAGCGCCCUCUCCCUAUCAAUAAAACCCACCCCUAAUGCAGGUGCCGAUACCCAACUCCCCCUAGUAAUCUGGCACGGCCUAGGCGACGACUUCGAACGUGACGGCCUCGUCGCCGUAGCCGACCUAGCCGAAGCCAUCAACCCAGGAACCUACGUCCACAUAAUCCGCCUCGCAGAAACAGGCAGCGCCGAUCGCCAAGCCACAUUCUUCGGCAACGUCAGCGAACAAAUCGACCUAGUCUGCACCCAACUAUCAACCGACCCAAUCCUUAGCACCGCACCCGCCAUCAACGCUCUUGGAUUCUCCCAAGGCGGCCAGUUCCUGCGCGGCUACGUUGAGCGCUGCAACAAUCCCCCCGUCUACAACCUAGUCACAUACGGCAGCCAGCAUAACGGGAUAAGCGAGUUCCAAUCAUGCGGACUGAGCGACUGGUUCUGUAACGCUGCGGAGGCAUUAUUGCGGGCAGGGACGUGGGCGGACUAUAUUCAAUCGCAUGUGGUUCCUGCGCAGUAUUUCCGGGACCCGGAGGAACUGGAUGCUUAUCUUGAGCAUAGCAAUUUUCUGGCGGAUAUCAAUAAUGAGAGAGUGGUCAAGAGUGAGGUUUAUAAGAAGAGACUUUCUUCUUUGAAUAAGCUCGUUAUGUAUAUGUUUGAGAAUGAUACUGUUGUUGUGCCGAAGGAGAGUGCACAUUUUGCGGAAGUGAAUGUGACGGAUGGAACGGUUACGGCGUUGCAGAACAGGAGUAUUUAUGAGGAGGAUUGGAUUGGCUUGAAGGUUUUGGAUCAGCAGGGAAAGUUGGAGUUCAAGACUGUGUCUGGGGAGCAUAUGCGGAUGUCGGAAGAGGACCUGGAGAAGACUUUUAAGGAGUUCUUUGGGCCAGUGAAUACUACUGCGAAGGCUGAGGAUGUUGAGUCUCUGGGCUUGAUUGCGCAGCCGGCUUGA
Penicillium odoratum is the source of this 981-nucleotide messenger RNA. Its product is annotated as palmitoyl-protein thioesterase family protein. Gene Ontology annotation, cellular component: lysosome. The coding region runs from base 1 to 981 and encodes 326 amino acids. The record is from RefSeq and is a predicted model, not a curated record. NCBI's taxonomy places the organism in Eukaryota, Fungi, Ascomycota, Eurotiomycetes, Eurotiales, Aspergillaceae. The transcript has a single exon. Gene Ontology annotation, molecular function: thiolester hydrolase activity; palmitoyl hydrolase activity.